GUUCUGUGGCCGAGGCUUCCUAGAAGCUUAAACCUUUGUCCCAAUGACGUCAAGUUCGCCCGUUGGCUUGGAAGGUUCAGAUUUGUCUUCCAUCAACACCAUGAUGUCAGCAGUGAUGAGCGUAGGGAAGGUUGCCGAGAAUGGUGGGAGCCCCCAGAGCAUCAGGUCCCCCACGAAGCCUCCGGGACCAAAUCGGAUUGGCCGAAGGAACCAGGAAACAAAAGAGGAGAAGUCUUCCUAUAACUGUCCCCUGUGUGAGAAGAUUUGCACUACACAGCAUCAGUUAACUAUGCACAUUCGCCAGCACAACACAGACACUGGAGGGGCCGACCAUUCAUGCAGCAUUUGCGGGAAGUCGCUGAGCUCGGCCAGCUCCCUGGACCGCCACAUGCUGGUGCACUCUGGGGAGAGGCCUUACAAGUGCGCUGUGUGUGGCCAGUCUUUUACCACCAAUGGGAACAUGCACAGACAUAUGAAGAUUCAUGAGAAGGACCCCAGCAGCGCUACAGCUGCAGCCCCUCCGUCACCACUGAAGCGCAGGCGGCUGUCCUCCAAAAGGAAACUGAGUCACGAUACAGAGUCAGAGAAGGAAGACCCAGCGCCUGCUAAAAAGAUGGUAGAGGACAGGCAGUCGGGUGACAUGGAGAAGAAAGCUGAUGAAGUGUUUCACUGCCCACUGUGUUUCAAGGAGUUUGUGUGCAAGUACGGGCUGGAGACCCACAUGGAGACCCACUCAGAUAACCCGCUAAGAUGUGACAUUUGCUGCGUCACCUUCCGCACACACCGAGGACUGCUGCGCCACAACGCACUGGUCCACAAGCAGCUUCCCAGGGACGCAGUGGGAAGGCCCUUCAUCCAGAACAACCCCUCCAUCCCUGCCGGCUUCCACGAUUUAGGCUUCACCGACUUCUCCUGUAGGAAGUUUCCUCGCAUUUCUCAGGCCUGGUGUGAAACGAACCUGCGCAGGUGCAUCAGUGAGCAGCACCACUUCGUCUGUGACACGUGUGACAAGGCCUUCCCCAUGCUCUCCUCGCUCACCCUGCACAAGCAGACCCAUGUAACUGCCGACCAGGGACGGGAACAGCUGCAGGCCAGGGCCCUGCCUGGCGACGCCCCCGACCAGAAGGUCUUCCUGGCCAUGCUGGGCCUGCAGCACAUCGAAGACGCCAGGCCUGCACUGGCCGAGGAGCCGCUGCCGGAUGACAACCAAGCAAUACAGCUCCAGGCACUCAAGUGUCAGCUACCUCAGGACCCUGGCUGCACCAACUUGCUGAGUCUGUCUCCUUUCGAAGCUGCUUCCCUGGGCGGGUCUCUUACCGUCCUCCCGGCCACCAAGGAGAGCAUGAAGCAUCUGUCCCUGCAGCCCUUCCAGAAGGGCUUCAUCAUCCAGCCUGACAGCAGUAUUGUGGUCAAGCCCAUCUCUGGGGAGUCAGCCAUCGAGCUGGCAGACAUCCAGCAGAUCCUGAAGAUGGCAGCCUCGGCCCCCCCUCAGAUCAGUCUUCCGCCUCUGUCCAAGGCCCCCGCUGCCCCUCUACAGGCCAUUUUCAAACACAUGCCCCCUUUGAAGCCAAAGCCCCUGGUCACACCGCGGACGGUGGUGGCCACCUCCACGCCUCCACCCCUCGUCAAUGCGCAGCAGGCCUCCCCGGGCUGCAUCAGCCCCAGCCUGCCCCCGCCGCCGCUGAAGCUUCUCAGGGGCUCCGUGGAGGCGGCCUCCGACGCCCACCUGCUGCAGUCCCAGUCGGGGGUGCAGCCAAACACAGCCGCACAGCUCUUCCUGCAGCAGCCACGCCUCGAGCUGCCGGGCCAGGCCGAGAUGAAGACGCAGCUGGAGCAGGACAGCAUCAUCGAGGCCCUCCUACCGCUGAGCAUGGAGGCCAAGAUCAAGCAGGAGAUCACGGAGGGGGACCUCAAGGCCAUCAUGACGGCCCCCAGUGGCAAGAAGACGCCGGCCAUGCGCAAGGUGCUCUACCCCUGCCGCUUCUGCAACCAGGUGUUCGCCUUCUCGGGGGUGCUGCGCGCGCACGUGCGCUCCCACCUGGGCAUCUCGCCCUAUCAGUGCAACAUCUGCGACUACAUCGCCGCCGACAAGGCCGCGCUCAUCCGCCACCUGCGCACACAUAGCGGCGAGCGGCCCUACAUCUGCAAGAUCUGCCAUUACCCCUUCACGGUCAAGGCCAACUGCGAGCGGCACCUACGCAAGAAGCACCUCAAGGCCACACGCAAGGACAUCGAGAAGAACAUCGAGUACGUGACCAGCAGCGCGGCCGAGAUGGUGGACGCCUUCUGCUCCCCAGACACGGUGUGCCGGCUGUGCGGCGAGGACCUCAAGCACUACCGCGCCCUCCGCAUCCACAUGCGCGCGCACUGCGGCCGCGGCCUGGGCGGCUGCCCCAAGGCCCGCAAGCCCUUCGAGUGCAAGGAGUGCAGCGCCGCCUUCUCGGCCAAGCGCAACUGCAUCCACCACGUCCCCAAACAGCACCUGCACGUGCCCGAGCGUGACAUCGAGAGCUACGUUCUGGCGGCCGACGGCCUGGGCCCCGCCAACGCGCCCACCGAGGCCCCGGGCAGGGUGGAGGAGGGCGGUGCCGCCCUGGGUGAGCGCAAGCCCCUGGCCGCCUUCCUGGAGCCCCAGAACGGCUUUCGUCACGGGGCCCCCGCCCAGCCGCUGCCCCCCCACGUCGCGGUCAAAGUGGAGCCUGCCAGCAACUUCGCAGGGGACUUCAACGAGCCCCUGGACUUCUCCCAGAAGGGCCUGGCCCUGGUCCAAGUGAAGCAGGAGAACUCGGCCUCCUUCCUGAGCCCUUCCGCCUCGGCCCCGUACGACUGCUCCAUGGAGCCCAUCGAUCUGUCCAUCCCCAAGAACUUCAGGAGAGGAGACGAGGACGCGGCCACUCCCGAGGAAGCCAAGAAGCCUGAGCAGGAGCCCGCGAGCAAUGAGCAGGCCUCUCCCUGUCCACCAGCCUGCCCCACCCUGCCGGUGACCUUGGGCCCCAGCGGGGUCCUGGAAAAGCCCGUGGCCCCUGUAGCGGCGGCCUCUGCCGCCAGCACUCCGGAAGCCCCGGCUCCGCCCCUGCAGGGCUCCGUUCAACUCGCUGUGCCCAUCUACUCCUCAGCCCUGGUCAACAGCUCCCCGCUUUUGGGCAACUCCACCCUCAUAAGCAGCCCAGCCUUGCUGCGGCCGUUGCGCCCCAAGCCCCCCCUGCUUUUGCCAAAGCCCCCCGUGACAGAGGAGCUGCCCCCGCUGGCCUCCAUUGCCCAGAUCAUCUCAUCCGUGUCCUCGGCCCCCACCUUGCUGAAAACCAAGGUGGCUGACCCGGGGCCCGCGAGCGCUGGCGGUAACGCUGCAGCUGCAGAUGUUGUAGGGGGCGCCGUCUCCAAAGCCACCACCGAUGUCACCAGCAGGAAAGGAUCCAGUGACUCCCCCCCUGCUGCCACCAGCCCAGAGACAGCCUCGCCCACUGAGCAGGGACCAGCUGGCUUGUCAAAGAAGAGGGGCCGGAAAAAGGGGGCGAGGAGCCGGCUGCGCACCAGUGGCGGGGUGGACCUGGACUCCAGCGGGGAGUUCGCCAGCAUCGAGAAGAUGCUGGCUACGACGGACACCAACAAGUUCAGUCCGUUCCUGCAGAGCGCGGAGGACGACGCUCAGGACGAGGUGGCCGCAGACCACAGCGGGCCCAGCGAUGACGAGCAGGGCAGCCCCCCGGAGGACAGGCUGCUGAGAGCGAAGCGCAGCUCCUAUGCCAGCUGCCUGCAGAGGAUCAGCUGCCCCCACUGCCCCCGGGUCUUCCCCUGGGCCAGCUCCCUGCAGAGGCACAUGCUCACGCACACUGGUCAGAAACCCUUCCCUUGUCAAAAAUGCGGUGCCUUCUUUUCCACCAAAUCUAACUGUGAACGCCACCAGUUGCGCAAACACGGAGUUACCGCCUGUUCCCUGAGAAGAAACGGGCUUAUCCCCCAGUCAAAAGAGAGUGAUGUUGGAGCCCAUGAUAGCACAGACAGCCAGUCAGACGCUGAGGCAUCGGCGGGCGGCGAAGUGCUGGACCUCACCUCCCGGGAGAGGGAGCCACCGACACCGGAAGGAGCAGCCGAGCCCAGCCCGAUCCCGGACGAGUCGGCGGCGGCGGCGGCGGCGGCGGCGGAGGAGGAGGAGGAGGCGGAGCCGGCAGCAGCCACGCCCUUGGCUGGAGAGGAGAGGGGCGCCGAGGAGGACGCGGAGCCCGAGGAGGAGCGCGCGGAGGGGGAGUGGGAUGAGGACGCAGACAGCCCCGCGGAGGACACGGUCAGCAACAAGAGCCUAGACCUCAACCUCGCCAGCAAGCUGAUGGGCUUCAAGCUGGCCGAGGGCGAGGCCGGCGCGGGCGGCGGCGGGGACCCGGCUGCGCAGGACCACAGGCACGCCCGCCAUGCCUGCCACGUCUGCGGCAAAAGCUUCAAGUUCCUCGGGACCCUCAACCGCCACCGCAAGGCCCACGGCCGUGAGGAGCCCGGGGACAGGAGCGCGGCCCCCCAGGAGCCCGAAGCGCCACCACCCACUGCCCUCGAGCUGCCACAGAGGCCCGCCGAGCCCCCGGCCACCGAGCCCCCCGCCACCGAGCCCCCCGCCCAGGCGGAGGCCGUGACUGAAGCCCCCGCGGAGAAGCAGAGCGAGGAGGCCGAGGGCCCCUCAGAUGGGGAUGGGGAGGGCCUGGCCGAGAAGAAGCCCUCGGAGAAGAGUGAGGACGACAAGAAGCCAAAGACAGACUCCCCCAGGAGUGUGGCCAGCAAGGCGGACAAGAGGAAGAAGGUGUGCAGUGUGUGCAGCAAGAGGUUCUGGUCCUUGCAGGACCUGACCCGGCACAUGAGGUCACACACAGGAGAGAGGCCAUACAAAUGCCAGACCUGCGAGCGAACCUUCACCUUGAAGCACAGCCUGGUUCGCCACCAGCGGGUCCACCAGAAAGCCCGCCACCCCAAGCAGCACGGGAAGGACAGCGACAAGGAGGAACGAGGCGAGGAGGACAGCGAGAGCGAGUCCACCCACAGCGGCACCAACCCCGUGUCGGAGAGCGAGGCGGACUCGGCCCUGCUCGCCAGCAACCACGUGGCCGUCACCCGCAGCCGGAAGGAGAGCCUGGCCCCCAAGGGUGCCAGCCGCAGGGAGGAGAGGGCGACGGGCCGGACGGCGGGAGCCGGCCAGGCUGAGGCCAGCAGGAGUGCUCCCAGGGCCGCUGCCACGGGCAGCCCCAAGGAGCAGGCGUCCCCGGGUGACCCUGAGCGGGAGAGCCCGGUGGCCCUCGUGCAGGACCUGCUGGAGCUGCCCGGCAGGAGGCCCGGCCCCCCCCUCCUGGCCGCUGCCGACAGCGCCUCGCUCCUGGGCCUGGAAUGA
Lipotes vexillifer (Yangtze River dolphin) is the source of this 5368-nucleotide messenger RNA. It is a transcript of the gene RREB1, whose product is annotated as ras responsive element binding protein 1. The coding region runs from base 44 to 5368 and encodes 1774 amino acids. The record is from RefSeq and is a predicted model, not a curated record. The transcript has 10 exons. Gene Ontology annotation, cellular component: nucleus. Gene Ontology annotation, biological process: regulation of transcription by RNA polymerase II. Gene Ontology annotation, molecular function: DNA-binding transcription activator activity, RNA polymerase II-specific; RNA polymerase II cis-regulatory region sequence-specific DNA binding. Lineage: Eukaryota; Metazoa; Chordata; Mammalia; Artiodactyla; Lipotidae.